Molecule: messenger RNA, 327 nt
Organism: Leptosia nina
Lineage: Eukaryota; Metazoa; Arthropoda; Insecta; Lepidoptera; Pieridae
Source: the annotation of a GenBank genome assembly
AUGAGUACAUUGUCGGAUCGUUAUCUCGACCCUCACCAGGACUAUGUCGGCGACGAGAGACCAGGUCAGGUUGAGAGUGACCAUUCCGAGGAAGAUAAGCAAAUAGGUGAAGGCCGGGAGGGCCGUGACCGCGACGAGCGCGAAGUAGACGAGAGGUGCCGAAGUGAGGAGCGCGAAGCCGCAAAGCAGCGGAUCCACGUCGGGGUAGCGGGCGCGGAGGCGCUGGGCGAGGGCGGAGCCCAGCGGCACCCCGCAAGUCCCGGCCAGCAUACCGACCAGCCCGAACUUGUAGGACACGCUGCGUACAACCUCAUAACCUCACUCUAG